GCAGCAUUCGAAAAUGACCCUUCCUUGGUCGAACAUGCAUGCAACUCGGCGGCCCGUUCUUUCUCUCGUCCCUUUCCAUUCCCAAACUGCACGCUCCUUUUCACCACCAGGCUCUUGCCUUUCAGCUUCAUUUUUUUCGGGGCGUCGCCCGAGGCUCAGGUCGACAGAUUACAUUUCGCCCUUUCCCAUUCCUCGGCUGCGAUCUCUGUCUUUUUCCUCUUUUUUUCCUGCUUUUAUCACCUCGUCGCUGCGCUUUUUCUGAUGCCGAUUGCCACCUCUCCAUCCGCGUUGCCCCGUCCUGCCACCUUCGCCAAGAUGGAGGACAGGAAGAGACCCGCGUCUGGCGCGGUCGAUGACUACGCUCCGCCGAGCAAGCGACAAGCUGUUAAUGGCGGCGGCAAGUCAAAAGACGACUCUGGCGACAUGAAGGAAGAAGCCUGGAUCGAGGAAUACCAAAAGGGCGCCAUAUAUCGCCAGAUGCUCGAGUACAAACGGGAGAAGAUAAAUCUAGAAAGUCGCGUUCAAGAACUCGAGAAGGGUUCGACAGAUCAUGACGACCACAUCCGUAUAGUCGACUCAUGGGUGCUCCAGCUGCUGCAAGAAAUCGAGCUGUUAGUCCAGGGCGCAAUAUCAUCUCGCAGCUCGGCAGAUUUAGUACCGGGAUCCGCCCUUUCAUUCAAGGAUAGCAAAGAAUUCCAGAGGCACCUCGACGACAAGAAGACAACCUUCAAGUCAAAGACGGACGCCAUACUAAAGCGACUGGCUGACGCGCGAGGUGAGGUCAAGCCGGAAGUAGUACAGCUCGAAUCCCACAUCAACUCUUUACUGGCGCGGCAGAAAGAAUUGGUUGUUAAGGUUGACCGACUCGAGACACAAAAUGCGUCACUCUCGGAACAGUACGACAAGGCCACCCUGAAGGUCAUCAAGGCGGAACGGAAGCUGGAUCGGGCGAAGAGCGCGCAAGUACAAAAACUGGAGCAACAAGCCCUCGCUGGUGCCACGGCUCAUCCGGCCUCGAAAGACGAAAACGAUGCCAAUUCCGGCGCUGCUAACGGCGAUAGCGGGGCGCUCAAGCUGCAGUAUCAAGAGGCAAUGGCUGUUGUGGCCAAGCAGAAGCAGCAGCUCGAAGCCGCGUUAGCCGAGAACAAGGAGCUGAUUGACGAAAACUCGACUUUCAAGAUCAAGAAGGAAGCCGUGACGGACGAGGAGUACGCCCGAACCGAGGUUUUCAAGCAUUUCAAGGGACAAAAUGAGGAUCUUAUCAAACGCAUAAACCACCUAGAGGCGACGAACAAGCACCUGCGCGAAGAAGCGGAGAAGCUGCGUGGGGAGAGAACCGAGUGGAAAUCCAAGCUGGAAGCCGAGGCCCAGAUUGCCGCGUUGGAACUGGAAGAUCAGCUCCAGCAGAAGGACCAGGACCUCACCCGAAUCCGCUCCGCCCGCGAUGAGCUUCUAGCCGAGGUCACGAUGCGUAAAGCCAGUCAGGACCAGGAGAAGACGGCCUUGACCCAGAUCAGGGAGCUUGCGGAGGCCCAGGUGGACCGCAUUGCCGAACUCGAGUCGGAGCUCGAACGACUACGACCAAACGAGGACACUGCUAUGCCGGACGCGCGCCCGGAUCUCGAUGCUCUGGCUGUUGAAGACCUACGACAAAGAUAUGUGAAACUGGAAAAGGAUUUCGAGGCCAUCAACAAGGAAUUACCACUCUUGGAGAAGUCGUACAAAAAGUCGAUGGCGCUGGCACACAAGAAGGUCAUGGACUUCCAACAGCUCGAGGACCGAGUCGCGACGCUCACAGCCGAGAAGAGCAAAGCGGACCAGAAGUACUUCGCUGCGCGAAAGGACAUGGACAUCCGAACCGCCGAGAUCCGGACGCUUCGGGCGCAGAAUGGGAAGAGCUCCGAGAUCAUCUCGCAGCUCAAAGACGUUGAGAUGCACAACAGGACUCUUAUUGGGAGCCUCGAGAAGCAGAUCGCAACGUUGAAGCAGGACAUUUCGACGGCUAUGGCGGAGCGGAAGAGGCUGGAGCAGCUGAGUGCUGAUGCGACACGACGGGCGGACUCGUGCAAGUCUCAGAUAUCCAGCCUCGCCGAUCUCGUGAAAGCGAAGGAUGGGGCUGUUGGCGCCACGAAGGAACAGCUCUUAAAGACCGAGACCGAGCUGGAAAAGCUUAGGGUUGAUGUCAAGGAGAUCGGCAAGGACUGCAACAAAUGGAAACUCAAGUGCCAGGGCAAUUCGUCGGAGGAGGAGGAGGCGCUGAGGAAUUUGGUGAUCUGCUCUGUUUGCCGGAGUAAUUUCAAGAACACGGUCCUCAAGGGGUGCGGCCAUGUGUUUUGCGGCGGUUGUGUUGACGAUCGGCUGGCGAAUCGCAUGAGGAAGUGCCCCAGUUGCAACAAGGCCUUCGACCGAUCUGAUGCCAUGGCCGUCCAUCUAUGAAUGAAGUUCUGCACAGGGCAUAACCAAAGCAGACAGUCUCCAGAGGCGCAAACGCGCCCAGGGACACGACACAGCCCCGCAGUUUCCGCUCCACGGCCACGACGGUGGGGGCAGACAAACGCGGCGCCGAGCGCAGGAUUGACGACCAGAUGCGUGUACGAGCAAAAGCUGUUGGAUCCUUUACAAAUGUAAUUUAUUGGUGUGUGAUUAGGACCCGGGAUGCGUUGAUCAAGUGAGGGCAAGGUUGGGCAAGCCCAAAACGGGUUGCGGGCGGUGAUUUAUGGUUCGCGUGGAGAGCAGGAUAUAGAACCGGGGUCACGAGGGGAAGCUACGAUAUUGUACAAAGCGAGUAUUGAUACCUAUACAGUCUUAAUCUUUC
This is a messenger RNA of Chaetomium fimeti, 2815 nucleotides long. RefSeq names its product BRE1 E3 ubiquitin ligase-domain-containing protein. The record is from RefSeq and is a predicted model, not a curated record. Lineage: Eukaryota; Fungi; Ascomycota; Sordariomycetes; Sordariales; Chaetomiaceae. Gene Ontology annotation, cellular component: nucleus; HULC complex. Bases 262 to 2436 code for a protein of 724 amino acids. Gene Ontology annotation, molecular function: ubiquitin protein ligase activity. The transcript is spliced from 4 exons.